Messenger RNA from Lymnaea stagnalis (great pond snail), 1460 nucleotides. The record is from the annotation of a GenBank genome assembly. NCBI's taxonomy places the organism in Eukaryota, Metazoa, Mollusca, Gastropoda, Lymnaeidae.
GUCUUGACAAAAUUCCUCCCACGGUAGUCAGCUGCCCAGAGUCACAAGUUGUGACCAGUGACAAAAGUCUAGCACCUGUGACAUGGGAUGAACCAGUGUUCACAGACAAUGUUGGUGUAACCCUUGUAAUACAGAAUUUUAGAUCAGGUAUUGAUCCUAUUAAAUUUUUGAGAGUUUUUGAGCCAUCAUUUUUAGUUCCCUUUACAGGGCAGGAAAUCCUUUUUCUUUUUUUUUUUGUUGCUGUUUCAUUAAUUGGUUUUCAAUGUUUUAUGCUUCAAGAGUUAAUUUAAUUGAAAAAAUAUAUUUGCAAGCCUUAAUAAAAUGAUCCUUUAAUGUUUUGUGUGUGCUUUCUUUUAAAUUUAAAUAGAUUAUACCCUAUGCAAGCAUCUCAACUCUCUGUGUCAUUUUGUUUCUCCUUCAGGACAUUACUUUUCGUAUGGUCAUCAUGUGGUUGCAUACUUUGCUUUUGACAGUAACAAUAACUCAGCUCAGUGCAGUUUUGACAUUUUUCUCAGAAGUAAGUUACUUUUAAAAAGCCACUAAAAUAUUGAAUGUUUAUUGGCAUAUACUUAAUGAAUGUUGACUAAGAUAUUAUUUUCCAUGAAGUAUUUUGUAAGAUUUUUAAUAAAACACUUAUUUUAAGAAAAGUGAAAAAACUUUUUUACUAAACCAAACAAAGGAUUAAUUUUUGACAAUUAAUCGCCAAGGACUCUUGUUUUUAGCAGUGACAAAUGGCUUAAUAAUUAUAUAAGGGGAAGAAUUUGAUCAGUUUGAGCUAUUUACUAUUUGUAUUUGAAUAAUAACAAAAUUCCGUACUUCCCCCAGUAGGAAGUUCAAUAAUCUGUCAUGUUGCUAAAUGUUUCUGUUUGUUGGGUUAUUUUCAAGUUUAAUGACAACUUAUAAACAGAAAAAAAUAUCCUAUAUUUGAAUGAGCAAAGGAAAAUGCCAAUGCCUAAAUGACCCAAGAAGAUACUUUUGAAAUUAUUAAACAAAAUAUUAAUUCUAAAAAUUGUAAAGACUUUAUUUUAUUUUAAAUUAAGUAGGCUUUUACAACUGCCCAUUAUUUGUUAAUGGGAGUAGCUACAGGCCAUAGCGAAUGAGUUCCCAAAUAGAGUUAAAAACUAAUAUUUAUUGGCCAAAAAAAAAAAUUAUUUAGGAAGCAAAUAUGUGGCUCUUGAGAUUAUAAAUUUGGUUUUAGCACACAUGUAUGAAUUUCAAUGAGAACUCUUGCUGUAACAAGUUUAAUUUUAAUUUACAACCUCCUUUAAACAGGAUUUGAUUGUAUUGACCCACCACCACCUGUCAGUGGAAGCCGAGUUUGUGGUAACUGGCAGCAUGGAAGAUAUUGUGUGCCUUCAUGCAUGAACAAAUUUCAGUUUAUGACCCCAGUCCCAAAAUUUUAUCGCUGUGGACAAGAAGGUGUCUGGGAUCCACCCACUGGUUUCCCUGCAUGUGCAAGU